ACCAUAAGAGACCAGCUCUACAACACUCAUUAUCGGCUCAGGAAAAGUGAUGUGCCACUGAGUUGCUGUAUACCAACAGGUUAAUAAUAGGCAGAAGUGAACAGUGGACACACAGACGUACCUGGGGGACAUCAACAGUGACAACCGAUUCCAUACCACAGUGAUUAUCAGACUAAGGGUCUAAGCUCCAGUGAUGGUGAGUGUGGCUAGACUAGUGUUUAUGUUGGGGUUGCUGCUGUGUCUGGGAGCCCAGCUGUCUUCCUCCCAGCACUGGUCCCAUGGCUGGUACCCUGGAGGCAAGAGGGAGCUGGACUCAUUUACCACCUCUGAGAUUUCAGAGGAGAUUAAACUCUGUGAGGCAGGAGAAUGCAGCUACCUGAGACCCCAGCGAAGGAACAUCCUUAAAAACAUUAUUUUGGAUGUCCUGGCCAGAGAAUUUCAGAAGAGAAAAUAACCUUAGGCAACCUAUCAACCGUGGCUGAUUUAAAUCCUCCCUUGUCUCUGUCUGUUUCCUUCAUGACCUCUAACCUCAUGUGAUUUGGUCCAAUGUUGUGGUUUAUCCACUUUGAUAAUCAUAUAGCAUCACCCUUUACCAUUGCAUCCUUUUCCUGUCCCUUUUUGAUGCUGUAGACUAUCAAUUACAGAUGUAACAUCAUGCACAUGCCAUUUCCUUUAAUAAAGUAUCUAUUUUGUUAUUAA
Molecule: messenger RNA, 699 nt
Organism: Salmo salar (Atlantic salmon)
Lineage: Eukaryota; Metazoa; Chordata; Actinopteri; Salmoniformes; Salmonidae
Product: progonadoliberin-2
Biological process (GO): reproductive process; multicellular organism development
Cellular component (GO): extracellular region
Molecular function (GO): gonadotropin-releasing hormone receptor binding; gonadotropin hormone-releasing hormone activity
Source: RefSeq, a predicted model, not a curated record